UGUAAACAAACCUGACAGCUAUUGAGUUAGCUGUUAAGUAUAUAUGCAUGGAUCUCGAAAUAGCUGAAUAAAAAGACGAUAUUCUUUCUUUUUAAAUAAUAAAGCUAACCGGUUUCAAUGUAGCGGUCAUUUUGCGGCUGUUGCCUGGAUCUAUUCCUCUUCGGUACCGUUACCUGUCUUCCGUUUUUGCGCAGAGGGGAGAAAAAACAAAACAACUAACGUUUUUGUACAAGAACGUUAGACCAGUCGCCGUUGCCGCAUCGACAGUAAACGUUAAUCGUCUACUAUUUACCCGAUCCACACUGGUUUAACACCACCGGCGUGAACAGCGAGAAGGGUUUAUCUUUAUUAGCUAAACAACAAUGUCCACAUCCAACGCCAGCUUUAAGAACAAAUGCGUGGCCCAGGUGAACUGCAUCUUCUGUGACAGUCUGUUGUGCACCAGGGGGAUGAAGGCUGUGCUUCUUGCAGACACCGAAGUUGAGCUCUUUUCCACGGAUAUACCUCCAAACAGAACUGUUGACUUUGUGGCCAGCUGCUACUCGACUGAGAGCUGCAAAUGCAAACUGAGAGACAUUGCAUGUCUCAAAUGUGGCAAUGUUGUGGGUUAUCAUGUGGUUGCCCCCUGCAAACCCUGCUUGCUGUCAUGUAACAAUGGCCAUUUCUGGAUGUUCAACAGCGACGCUGUGUCCACUCUCAACAGACUUGAUGCUACGGGUCUGAAUCUGCUCCUUUGGGGAGAUCUUCCAGAGUUGGAUGACAGUGAAAACGAAGAAUCGGAAAGCCCGUCUGAGGAGGAGUGCAUUAGGUAGAGUGCAACACGGACAAUGUAAGAGGAACCUAGUGGACGACAUUCAUUAACGGGGGCGGCGGAGCUGAAGGAGUGUACAGACUAUGCUGGGAGGAGACCAAAAAGAGAAGCAUUAAAGGGUAACUGAACACUGAAUCGCAUAAGGCUGAUAAGCUCUGCUGUAAUCCUCUGUGUGGGCUGUGACUGCAGCUUCUAAUCAUUCGUCAAACUGAUGCUGCAGCAGGUGUUGAUAGCGGAGAACACCUGCUGUGACAUCAUUGGGGCGUGGCAGUGAAGCAGAGGUGCACAAAAGUUUUUGUUGAGUUACCCUUUAAGCUGUGGCCAUGUCUUUCUCUUCUUUAAUUUACAAUGUUAAAGCACAGAUUAAACAAACAAAUAAAUAAUGAUAAUUCCUUUAGGGUAUUAUAAAAUAUGUAGCCGAGGAGAUUGGAGGACAUUCUUGCCUCUUACUUACGUUUUAUUUAACUAUGAGUAAAGCAGAAGAAGCGAUACAAGAUGGUGUUGAGUUUAGUUCAGACUCUGUGAAAGGAUGGCCACAGCUCACCCAGUUGUGUUCUGUACAGAUAACAUGCUGUGAUUGAGAGCCGUGUCUUAAAGGCCUAUAUGUGUUCUCGCUGUGUGGCUUGGUGCUGAAUGAAACCUCGAGUGCUUUUUGAAUCUCGCAUAUUAGAGAAAUGGCACAAAUAUUAAAUGAUGUACACGUU
This is a messenger RNA of Gambusia affinis (western mosquitofish), 1515 nucleotides long. It is a transcript of the gene fam72a, whose product is annotated as family with sequence similarity 72 member A. The record is from RefSeq and is a predicted model, not a curated record. NCBI's taxonomy places the organism in Eukaryota, Metazoa, Chordata, Actinopteri, Cyprinodontiformes, Poeciliidae. The coding region runs from base 363 to 812 and encodes 149 amino acids. The transcript has 4 exons. Gene Ontology annotation, cellular component: cytosol.